UAGGAGGGAGACUUUUUACACUGCACAAAGCUGGGGGGAACACUCGUCGCUGAAAUGAGCCAGAGCCCUCGAGCACUCGCCGUGGAUUAAAACGGGAAACUUUUAACGAGAUGGCUCUGAACGUGAAAAAGUAGCAGGAGAGCACCAGCACGCUAACCGCCGCCGCCAAACGGACCUUCUACUGCAAAGCAACUCCUAGUAGAUGCGCGGCCACUGCUGAAAAAUAUGCUCCAGCCGAGCCGCCUCAACCCCGGCUUCAGUCGCAAAUUCUCAGUGUUUUAACCAGUUUCGAGAGACAUUCGCCGCCUCCUGUUUAUUAGUUAGUUUUUACCCCCGUUUCUUACCUGUUAAUUGCGCUGUUCGAGUCCCCCCCUUCGACCCACCUGCGAGAGAGAAAUUAUGGCAGGGAAGCUGACAACAGUGCAGGGCACAGGAAUACUGCUGGUGACAGCCAACGUCGGAUCCCUGUUCGAGGAUCCUGAAAAUCUACAGAAAACAUGGCUGAGGGAGUUUUACCAGACGGUGCAGUCCCACAAGCCUCACUUUUUGGCAGUGCACUGUCAAGAGGUGGGCGGGAAGAAUUACGAGGCGUCCAUGUCACACGUGGAUUGUUUUGUCAAAGAGCUGUUGUCCAGUGAUGCCAUGAAGGAGUACAGCAGAGCCCGCGUCUACCUCGAUGAGAACUACAAAUCCCAGGAGCAUUUCACAGCUCUUGGAAGUUUCUACUUUAUCCACGAGUCUUUGAAAAACAUCCACCAGUUUGAUUUCAAAGCCAAGAAAUUCAGGAAGGUGGUCGGGAAGGAAACCUGCUCAGAGACACUAGAAAGCACACCCUCACUGGAGAAGGAGAAGUUUCCACAGGACUACUUUCCCGAGUGCAAGUGGUCCAGAAAGGGAUUCAUCAGAACUCGAUGGGCCCUGGCUGACUGUGCCUUUGAUCUGGUCAACAUCCACCUUUUCCAUGAUGCUUCCAACCUGGUGGCCUGGGAGAAAAGCCCUUCGGUCUACUCUGGGACCAGGUCGAAGGCAUUGGGCUACAUUUUAGACAGGAUCACGGACCAGCGGUAUGAGAGGGUGCCAUAUUUUUUCUUUGGGGACUUUAACUUCAGGCUGGACUCAAAGCAGGUUAUUGAGAGUCUCUGCUCCACUGCCACCAUGCAGACAGUCAGAACUGCCGACACCAAUGAAGUUGACAAGCUAAUAUUCCGAGAAAGUGAUAAUGACCGAAAGGUUGUUCUUCAACUUGAAAAGAAGCUUUUUAAUUAUGUCAACCAGGACGUUUUCCGGGAAAACAAUGGGACCUCACUUUUAGAGUAUGACAAAGAGCUGUCGGUGUUCAAGGAUCGGCUGCAUGAACUGGAGAUCUCUUUCCCACCCAGUUAUCCGUACAGUGAAGACAGCAAUCAGGGGAAGGAGUACAUGAACACCAGAUGCCCCGCCUGGUGUGACCGAAUCCUCAUGUCUUCUUCUGCCCGAGACCUGGUCUUAAAGCCUGAAAAUGAAGAGAAGUCUAUAGUCUAUGAUAACAUUGGGCCCAAUGUCUGCAUGGGGGACCACAAGCCUGUCUUCCUGUCCUUCCGAAUAACAGCGGGGGCAGGUAAACCUAAUGCAAAUAAGCACAAGUGUUGUGUGGUGCAGUGAUGUCGUGGGAAGUGUUGCCAAAGGGGGGAGAAGAUAUUCCGUGAAGCACCUCUAUGAGAACACAAGGAGAAACAAACAGGACACCAACAUACACACACAUUUCUAUAUGUACACGCACACACACUCACACACAUACAUGCACACACACACACACACAUAUAUAUUCACACACACUUUGCACAAUCUUACACUGAAGAACCUACACAAACUUUUCAGCAGUGCUGAUCAGUUGCAGUUGUCCUGACACCUCAUUCAUACGAAAACCCAGUCGUUUUCUCUCCAUAAAACACUUGUUGAGAUGUGGACUAGCACCCGAGGGCCCGGCUCCAGACAAGACACACAUCGCUGACCUCACCGUUGCCAUGCAACCCCAUUCCCCAGAGAGAGAGAGAGAGGGAGAGAAAGAAAAAAAAAAAGAAAAG
Messenger RNA from Scomber japonicus (chub mackerel), 2063 nucleotides. RefSeq names its product inositol polyphosphate-5-phosphatase A (gene inpp5a). The transcript is spliced from 16 exons. NCBI's taxonomy places the organism in Eukaryota, Metazoa, Chordata, Actinopteri, Scombriformes, Scombridae. The record is from RefSeq and is a predicted model, not a curated record. Gene Ontology annotation, molecular function: inositol-polyphosphate 5-phosphatase activity. Gene Ontology annotation, biological process: phosphatidylinositol dephosphorylation. The coding region runs from base 400 to 1641 and encodes 413 amino acids.